Molecule: messenger RNA, 1158 nt
Organism: Knipowitschia caucasica
Lineage: Eukaryota; Metazoa; Chordata; Actinopteri; Gobiiformes; Gobiidae
Source: the annotation of a GenBank genome assembly
AUGGACUCCUGUGUUGACCUGUGUCUGUCUUUUGGUCUGCCCGCCUGGAUGGCUCCUCUGUUGCAUGCAGCCAAGCAUCUGCGCAGUGACGUUGCGUCCAGGAGGAAGGUCUACAAACUGCUGCAGCGCAGACUGAGAAACUGCGGCGUGGGCGUGACUGCGGACUCCGGACGCAGUCCCACAUACGUAUACCCCGACGAAGUGAAGAGGCUGGUACGCUCCGUCUUCCCCCAGGACUUGUGUGGCUACCAGGACCCCACUCACCCUCAGGUGGUGUAUGUGACGGUGGAAGACCUGCACAGGGUCCCUUCAGACCGACCACCACACUGGACACAGUGUACAAUGGGUGCGUCCCUGACCGCUUCGGCAUCGCCAACUGUCAGAGCAGAGGCCAUGGCUGUCCCCCCACAGGGCUGCCCCAUGCACCAGGACACUCCCUCUAUUAAAGCACCUCCACCGGAGUGUCCAAUGCACCAGGCCCAGCCCGUCAGAGUGUCGCCUCCCUCGGAGUGCCCCAUGCACCAGGCGUCACCAGGCCCCGCCCACCAGGAUCGUGCUUAUGAGUUUGUGAAGGGAGCCAAUGACAUUGAUCCUGCCAACAUGAUGCCACCUCCAAAUCAGAAUCCAGCUCCAGACCAGCCCUUUCCUUUGUCUGUGUCCCGCGAGGAGUCUACGAUUCCACGCCACGGUAUAAGCAACAACUGGGUGUACCCGUCAGAGCAGAUGUUCUGGAACGCAAUGCUGCGCAAAGGGUGGCGCUGGAAAGAAGAUGACCUCGCUAAGGAUGACAUGACCAACAUAAUAAAAAUUCACAACCGCAAUAAUGAGCAGGCCUGGGAGGAGAUCCUCAAGUGGGAGGCCCUGCACGCCCAGGAGUGCCCAUGUGGCCCAACACUGAAGAAGUUUGGGGGGAAGGCAAAAGAGUAUUCUCCCAGGGCUCGCUUACGCCACUGGAUGGGGUACGAGCUCCCAUUUGACCGUCACGACUGGAUUGUCGACCGCUGUGGCCAUGAGGUACGCUACGUCAUCGACUACUACGAUGGAGAAAUCAACAAGGAAAACUACCAAUUCUCCAUCCUCGACGUCCGGCCUGCUUUUGACUCUCUGGGAGCAGUUUGGGAUCGGAUGAGGGUGGCGUGGUGGCGCUGGACCUCCUAA